Messenger RNA from Brassica oleracea var. oleracea, 1751 nucleotides. Its product is annotated as glutathione gamma-glutamylcysteinyltransferase 1-like. Gene Ontology annotation, biological process: response to metal ion; detoxification of copper ion; cellular detoxification of cadmium ion. The record is from RefSeq and is a predicted model, not a curated record. The transcript is spliced from 9 exons. Lineage: Eukaryota; Viridiplantae; Streptophyta; Magnoliopsida; Brassicales; Brassicaceae. Gene Ontology annotation, molecular function: metal ion binding; glutathione gamma-glutamylcysteinyltransferase activity. Bases 59 to 1510 code for a protein of 483 amino acids.
AAUCUCAUCACGCCCAAAGUUCAAAGUUUACUUAUACGAAAGAAAGAAACCUGUGGUAAUGGCUACGGCGGGUCUCUACCGGAGAUCUCUUCCUUCUCCUCCGGCCAUUGACUUUUCUUCUGCCGAAGGCAAGAAAAUAUUCAGUGAAGCGCUUCAGAAAGGCACAAUGGAAGGAUUUUUCAGGUUGAUUUCUUAUUUCCAGACGCAGUCCGAACCUGCGUAUUGUGGCUUGGCUAGCCUUUCAGUUGUCUUGAACGCUCUUUCUAUUGAUCCUGGACGUAAAUGGAAAGGGCCUUGGAGGUGGUUUGAUGAAUCGAUGCUGGACUGCUGCGAGCCCCUGGAAGUAGUCAAGGCCAAGGGCAUUUCCUUUGGAAAAGUUGUCUGUUUGGCCCAUUGUACUGGAGCCAAAGUGGAAGCUUUCCGCACAAAUCAGACCACCAUUGCCGAUUUCCGCAACUUCGUUAUCAAAUGCUCUUCUUCUGAGAAUUGCCAUUUGAUCUCAUCAUAUGACAGAGGAGUAUUUAAGCAGACUGGGUCUGGUCACUUUUCACCAAUUGGUGGCUAUAACGCUGAAAGAGACAUGGCUUUGAUUCUUGAUGUUGCCCGUUUCAAGUAUCCUCCUCAUUGGGUUCCUCUUAAACUUCUUUGGGAAGCCAUGGACAGCAUUGACCAGUCAACAGGGAAACGCAGAGGGUUCAUGCUCAUAUCUAGACCCCAUAGAGAACCCGGAUUGCUUUAUACUCUGUGCUGUAAGGAUGAAAGCUGGAUCAACAUUGCCAGGUAUCUGAAGGAAGAUGUUCCUCGUCUUGUAAGCUCACAGCAUGUAGAUAGUGUAGAAAAAAUCAUAUCAGUUGUGUUCAAGUCACUUCCGUCAAAUUUCAACACAUUCAUCAGAUGGGUGGCUGAGAUCAGAAUAACAGAGGAUGCAAAAGAAAAUCUCAGCGCAGAGGAGAAAUCGAGGCUCAACUUAAAGCAAGUGGUGCUGAAAGAAGUGCAUGAAACUGAACUGUUCAAACACAUCAGUAAGUUCUUAUCCUCAGUUGGUUACGAAGACAGUAUGACAUUUGCUGCAGCAAAGGCUUGUUGCCAAGGAGCUGAAAUCCUAUCCGGAUGCUCAUCAAUAGAGUUCUGUUGUCGGGAGGUGAAAUGUGUCAACGGUGCUGUCGAGGUGGAAGGCACGGUGGUGACUGGAGUUGUUGUGCGUGACGGGAGUGAACAAAAUGUUGAUCUAUUGGUGCCAUCGACCCAAACUGAAUGUGAGUAUGGUCCGGAGGCAACUUAUCCAGCAGGAAACGAUUUGUUCACUGUACUUCUGCUGGCCUUACCUCCACAGACAUGGUCAGGGAUCAAAGACCAAGCUCUUAUUAAUGAAAUGAAGCAGCUCAUUUCUAUGGCUUUCCUCCCAACUAUGCUUCAAGAAGAGGUGUUGCAUCUUCGACGCCAACUUCAGCUGCUAAAACGAUGCCAAGAGAACAAGGAGGAGGAGGAUCUCGCUGCUCCUGCCUACUGAUUCGUCUGCGCAAAUUCACAAAUCUUAAUCGUCUCUCUUGCCCAAGUGAAUCCCAGUUACUCAAAUUUAAAACCCUUAUUGUUAUAGUCUCUCUAUUAUGUGUAUGAUUCAAACUCUACUUGCGUUUUUUUACAAAGAAAAACUAUUAUAUUACUAAACUUGUGAGGUGAUCUGGUAACCAGACUUCAAACUCUACUGGGCAUGAGAGAGAUUUGUAGCAUAUAUAUAUGCGUUCUAUCUU